AUGGCUCUCAAUAUCAAAAGCUCGAUGCUCAAGCAUUGGCGAAACAGCAGCACCCCCCUCAGCCGCCGCGGCAGCAAGAAAGGGGAGAACCCCGAAAAUAAGUCCGAGAAGGGACAGUCCAACCAUAUCGUUGUCACGCCUAUCAAUACCGAGGCCGAGUCUCCCAAAUCAUCGUCUCCAGCAGCAGCAGCAGCAGCAGAAGCAACCAAUAUCGAAAUACAGGAGGAACAAAUGCACGAUAGUGCGGCAACAGUGGGCAAGAUGACGACACCCUCAUCAAAGGGCUUCAGCCUCCACGUUACCGUGCACAUCGCGCCCGAGAACGUCGAAAAGUUCCUAGCUUCGUUCAAACCCGUCUUCGACGUCGUGACUGCCGAGCCCGAGUGCCUUUUCUUCGAAGUUUACAAGUCUGCGGAAGAGCCUGGGAAGCUCAGCUGGGUGGAGAAUUGGUCAAAGGAUGUGCAAUGGUUCCUAGAGCACCAAAUAACUAAGCCGUACUACAAAGAGUACCUAGAGUUUACCGAACCCAUGUUCAUUAAACCACGAGAAGCUCGCGCUUUGGAACCCCUAGGGCCUGAAUUCUCUAUGAAUAAGGGGAACAAAUCUGGGGUUUAA
This is a messenger RNA of Daldinia caldariorum, 615 nucleotides long. RefSeq lists its product as uncharacterized. The transcript has 3 exons. NCBI's taxonomy places the organism in Eukaryota, Fungi, Ascomycota, Sordariomycetes, Xylariales, Hypoxylaceae. The record is from RefSeq and is a predicted model, not a curated record. Gene Ontology annotation, molecular function: catalytic activity. The coding region runs from base 1 to 615 and encodes 204 amino acids.